Stylonychia lemnae is the source of this 1641-nucleotide messenger RNA. NCBI's taxonomy places the organism in Eukaryota, Ciliophora, Spirotrichea, Sporadotrichida, Oxytrichidae. The record is from the annotation of a GenBank genome assembly.
AUGAUUGUAGUUUAAAAUUUUGCCAGAGAAAAUCUAGUGAUCUAUUACGAUUAAAAAGUCUAUACUUAAAACUAUAUUGUAGACAGAUUUGAAAAGAUAUUCGAAAAAUUCAAAGACAAAGAUACAUCAUUUAGAUUAUACUUUGAGGAGACUUUUCCUCCAAAAUUCACUGACUAUUUCAUUUACUUAUACUCUGACGAUGACAAAAAAUCAGAGUUGCAUCACAAAUUCUUUAGCCAACUCUCAGAGAGAAUGCAAGACUCAGAUAUAGUGAUUGGUCGCUGUGAUUUAACUUCUUCAAUAUUUUGGGGUAUCUGGAGAUAUGGAUUGCCUUAUGUAAGAUUCUAUGGAAGCAAAUUUGAGGGAAAUUUCUAAUAUGUAUAUGAUGGCUUAGAUUUUAAGACAUAUAAUGAAUAUAUUAAAAAUAACUCUCCUAGAUUUGGAAAAAAGCUUGAUGUUAAGAAAGAUCCUAGAGUUUAGGGUGAUAAUCCGAGAAAAUACUAUUGGAAAAGACAUUGUGAGAAUAGAGAUAGAAAUCCGAAGUUGUUAAUGGAUUGGUUCCUUUAUGAAAUAGUCGAUUAUGAUGAGGUUGUGGAACAAUAUCUUUAAGAGAAAAAAUAUCAAUAGCUUCCUGUUUACACAAUUACUACUCUUGGCCAAUAUAAGGGCAAAUAAUAUGACUAACCAUACUUUAUUCCUUACUAUAGAAAUAUUGGAAAGAAACUCAAAGUAGUAAUGUUAGGGUAGCCGUAAUAUAAAGAAAAUUCUAGACUAAACACUAGAUUCUUGAUGAGAGAAGAAUUUAUGGCGAUGGGUAUCUCUUCAUUUAGAAGUUUCCCAGUAUAUAACAAAUGGGAAUUUGAGACAGAUGGCACAAUAGCCUCACAAGAUAGAGACUAUAAUGAACUGACUAAACUCUGGACUGGUUGGUUCCACAAUUCUAGAAACCCAGCAAGAGAUCUAGCUCACAUUAAAACUCCAAGGCUACUUUUUGCUCAUUCUGAUCUAAUGUUUGUGGAAACAAUGGACAAAUUCCCAAAUGGAAUAGAAACUGGUAAAAAAGAUGGCUAUGACGUGGUUAUGUCAAUAUUAGGAAAUUCAAGUUGGCAUGAGGACAUAAAAAAUUGGACCUUAGCCGUGUAAUGCUAUGAGAAAUUAGCUGAAACAGGAAAGUACAAACUUUUACUAAUCGGUAGAGAACUCCCGCCUAGUUUAGUCGGAAAAGUUGAUAGAAUUGCAUAAUUGCCACAAGAAAAAUUUUUCUCUACAUUGGCUAAAGCCUAAAUUCUCCUAGUGCCUAGUAUCUCAGACGCUUCUCCAAGAGUUAUUACUUAGGCUCUGACAAUGAAUGCAGGAAUUAUAGUAAACUAACAUAUUGUAGGGGGAUGGAAAUAUGUGAAUGAGCAAACUGGAGCAUUUGUUGACGAUUUUAAUGACAUUGUAAGACUUGUUGAAGAUGUCAAAAGACGUAGAGCUGAAGGAAUCUUGUAGCCAAGGAAAUGGUUUGCUGAAUUUUCUACUUACCAGUAUUAGAGAUUCCAUAUUAUGGUGAAACUAAUGUGGCAUAGGUUUAAUUUUGACACAGACAUCAAUGGAUUUGAAACUGAUGAAGAGAGAUAUAUAUGUCUUGCCUGCUAAUGA